Trichoplusia ni (cabbage looper) is the source of this 690-nucleotide messenger RNA. It is a transcript of the gene CPR91, whose product is annotated as cuticle protein 19-like. The coding region runs from base 183 to 566 and encodes 127 amino acids. NCBI's taxonomy places the organism in Eukaryota, Metazoa, Arthropoda, Insecta, Lepidoptera, Noctuidae. The record is from RefSeq and is a predicted model, not a curated record. The transcript is spliced from 4 exons. Gene Ontology annotation, cellular component: extracellular matrix.
AUGCUACGUAAUUUUACGUAAUUGCUGUAUCAUUAUCAAACUACCGUAUUCUUGCGUAGAGGCGGGUGGCGGCGUGCUGCGUCGCAUCUCCCCCUGUUACUAAUAUAAAAGUGGAAGGCUCCGCUCCUCGGCAUCAGUUGUGUGUGGUCGUGCAGUCAGGGCAAACCUAAUCCAAACAAAAAAUGAUCGCUAGAGUAACAGUCUUCGUGUGUGCGUUGGCGCUGGCCUCCGCGGGAGUGCUCCAGUUGGGACACGGAUACGCCGGCGAGUCCUACGGGCACGAGGCGGUUGCGUACGCGCCGAUCGCACACUACGGAGGACACGAGGACACGCAUGUCGACUACCAUGCUCACCCCAAAUACGACUACUCGUACUCAGUGUCCGACCCCCACACCGGUGACCACAAGACCCAGCACGAGGUCCGUGAUGGUGAUGUUGUAAAGGGAGAGUACUCCCUGCUCCAGCCUGACGGUUCCUUCAGAAAGGUCACCUACACCGCUGACGACCACAACGGUUUCAAUGCGGUCGUCCACAACACUGCGCCUGCGCACCACGAGUACCACUAGUGUCGGCGAUCUGCCACUGUUUCUCAUGUGAUAUUAAACCCUUAAUACUUAAUGUAGAUAGUCUUUAGUCGAAACUGACUCUUUAUUUUAUAAGACUGCGGCGAAAAUAAACUUUUACAAAAUA